AUGAAGGCUGAAAUGGAUCAGGGCAUCUCUGCGGCAACCAAGGACCUGGAAAACUCGGCCAUGAAGCUUCGAAAGAGGGCGAAGUUGGACAAAGCCACAAUGCAGGCAGCAGCUAAGCAGAUAGAGGACCACUUCCGACAAUACGCAAACGACAGUGCAGAAGACAUUCAGGAAGUCAAGACAGCCUCAGAAACGCUACAGCUCAAGUGCCGCCCUGGAGUUACGUGUAAGUCCUCUACUCUCGACAUCAUCUAG
Klebsormidium nitens is the source of this 255-nucleotide messenger RNA. Lineage: Eukaryota; Viridiplantae; Streptophyta; Klebsormidiophyceae; Klebsormidiales; Klebsormidiaceae. The record is from the annotation of a GenBank genome assembly.